GGCCAUGAGUGGGAGGGGAAAAUACCCCCAUGCUGGGAAGGGGAAUGACAGAGGUGCUGGGUCCUGCUGCGCGGUGCUGCUGGGAGCCUGUGGGGCUGUGGCUGCUGAGACUGGAGCCCGUAUCAGCAGUCACCUCCGGGCUGGGCCGCUGGCAGGCAGGCAGCAGCAGGCAGCUGGGAGGCUCUGAGGAGCUGGUGCCACAUCUCCCUGCGUCCGCGCUCCUGACUCACCCGGCAGAAGGUGUGGCUGGGCUGCGCUCUCCCGACUCCCGUCUCUUCUGCUCCGUCUGUUCCUGGUGGGCGAAUCGGAGGCUCGGUGUGAUGGGGUUGCUCUGAGACCUCGCCCCAGGAGCUUCAGGCCUGGAUGUUGGUGCUGUUUCUCCCGGACAAUGUGGCUGAUACUCUGGAGAAGCCCUCUCUUCCCCCCUGUUCUCCAAGUGCCUGAGCUGGUGGCCAGCUGGGACCUGCGUCUCACCCUCUGGGUCCUGAGCUUUGCCUCGAUGGUUGUGCAGAUGGAGGGCCAGGUCUACUCGCCCACCGUCAACACGCACUACGGGAAGUUACGAGGGGUGCGCGUGCCGUUGCCCAGUGAGAUCCUGGGGCCCGUGGACCAGUACCUGGGGGUCCCUUAUGCCGCUCCCCCCGUCGGGGACAAGAGAUUCAUGCCCCCCGAGCCACCGCCAUCCUGGUCGGGCAUCAGGAACGCUACCCACUUCUCACCAGUCUGCCCCCAGAACAUCCACAACGCCGUUCCCGAGAUCAUGCUGCCCAUCUGGUUUACCUCCAAUUUGGAUAUCGUGGCCACCUACAUCCAGGACCCCAAUGAGGACUGUCUGUACCUCAACAUCUACAUCCCCACGGAGGAUGUAAAACGGAUUUCCAAGGAAUGCACCCGAAAGCCCAACAAGAAAAUAUGUAGGAAAGGAGGAGCCAGCGCUAAGAAACAGGGCGAGGACUUAGCGGAUAAUGACGGUGAUGAAGACGAAGACAUCCGGGACAGCGGGGCCAAGCCGGUGAUGGUGUACAUCCACGGUGGCUCCUACAUGGAGGGCACGGGGAACAUGAUAGACGGCAGCAUCCUGGCCAGCUAUGGGAACGUGAUUGUCAUCACCCUCAACUACCGCGUUGGAGUGCUCGGGUUCCUGAGCACAGGGGACCAGGCUGCCAAGGGCAAUUACGGGCUGCUGGACCAGAUCCAGGCGCUGCGCUGGGUCAGCGAGAACAUCGCCUUCUUCGGGGGAGAUCCCUUGCGGAUCACGGUCUUCGGCUCCGGCAUCGGCGCCUCCUGUGUCAGCCUGCUCACCCUCUCCCACCACUCUGAAGGUCUCUUCCAGAGAGCCAUCAUCCAGAGCGGCUCGGCGCUCUCCAGCUGGGCAGUGAACUACCAGCCUGUGAAGUACACCAGCAUGCUGGCUGACAAGGUGGGCUGCAAUGUGCUGGACACGGUGGACAUGGUGGACUGCCUGAGGCAGAAGAGUGCCAAGGAGCUGGUAGAGCAAGACAUCCAGCCAGCUCGCUACCACGUGGCCUUCGGGCCAGUCAUUGACGGGGACGUGAUCCCGGAUGACCCAGAGAUCCUGAUGGAGCAGGGCGAGUUCCUCAACUAUGAUAUCAUGCUGGGGGUCAACCAGGGUGAAGGGCUGAAGUUUGUGGAGGGUGUGGUGGACCCCGAGGACGGCGUCUCGGGCAGCGACUUCGACUACUCGGUCUCCAACUUUGUAGACAACCUGUACGGCUACCCUGAGGGCAAGGACACCUUGAGGGAGACCAUCAAGUUCAUGUACACGGACUGGGCCGACCGGGACAACCCCGAGACACGUCGCAAGACUCUGGUGGCCCUCUUCACUGACCACCAGUGGGUAGAGCCGUCGGUGGUGACAGCCGACCUUCAUGCCCGCUAUGGCUCCCCCACCUACUUCUACGCCUUCUACCACCACUGCCAGAGCCUGAUGAAGCCUGCAUGGUCCGAUGCAGCCCACGGGGAUGAGGUGCCUUACGUGUUUGGGAUCCCCAUGAUCGGCCCCACAGACCUCUUUCCCUGCAACUUCUCCAAGAACGACGUCAUGCUCAGCGCUGUAGUGAUGACCUACUGGACCAACUUUGCCAAGACAGGGGAUCCCAACAAGCCUGUCCCCCAGGACACCAAGUUCAUCCACACCAAGGCCAACCGCUUUGAGGAGGUGGCCUGGUCCAAGUACAACCCCCGUGACCAGCUCUACCUGCACAUUGGGCUGAAGCCACGGGUACGCGACCACUACCGGGCCACCAAGGUGGCUUUCUGGAAGCACCUGGUUCCCCACCUGUACAACCUGCACGAUAUGUUCCACUACACCUCCACCACCACCAAAGUGCCACCUCCCGACACCACACAGAACUCCCACAUCACCCGCCGGCCCAACAGCAAGAUCUGGACCACCAAGCGCCCCGCCAUCUCCCCCGCCUACAACGGCGACAGCGGCAAGGAGAAGUGGAGCCCGGAGCAAGAGGCGGGCACUCUGCUCGAGAGCCCCCGCGACUACUCCACCGAACUAAGCGUCACCAUCGCCGUGGGCGCCUCCCUCCUCUUCCUCAACGUGCUGGCCUUCGCCGCCCUCUACUACCGCAAGGACAAGCGCCGGCAGGACACGCACCGGCAGCCCAGCCCCCAGCGCGGUGCCUCCAACGACAUCGCCCACGCGCCUGAUGAGGAGAUGCCCUCCUUGCAGGUGAGCCAGGGGCACCACGAGUGCGAAGCCGUGCCGUCCCACGACACCCUGCGCCUGGCCGCUCUGCCCGACUACACCCUCACCUUGCGCCGCUCUCCGGACGACAUCCCGCUCAUGACCCCCAACACCAUCACCAUGAUCCCCAACUCGCUGGUGGGGCUGCAGACCCUGCACCCCUACAACACCUUCACCGCCGGCUUCAACAGCACGGGGCUUCCGCACUCACACUCCACCACCAGGGUAUAGCUGCCCGCCGCCGGCGCACACGCAUGCACGCACGCACACACACGCAGCAGACACUGGCAGAGGGACCGGCGGGGCACGCAGAGCCCCCGGGCAGCGCCCACGGACGGUGCAGCUCCCAGCCCAGAGACCUGCGGGGUCCCAGAGCGGCCCCGGCGCUUUCUUUCGUUCCUAUCUAACUUUUGAGAAGUGCUUUGACUCUCCCGGCCUCAGGGCCCCGUGGGUUGCCCCGGGACGCCAGUGGGGUGCAGGAGGGACACGGUGUAACCCUGCACGACCCACCCGAGCAGGUGGGCAGGGGGUACCCCGCUGUCGAUGGCCACGGGGCUCCCAGUGCCUCCCAGUGAGGCGAUCGCAUCCCCAGUGCUGAGCCCGCCGAGCACCCUGGGACCGACGAGGAGCGGGACCGGGCAUCCCUCUCGGCCAGUGCCCAGACAUCCCCAGGCAUCUUGGCAGCCCUGGAAAAGGCUCCUUCACUGUGCUGAGAAGUGGCCCCAGGCCAUGGUGCUAUAGGCAGAGGGAAUGGGCAGGGUCCAGGGACCUGGCCUUGUGCCGGCUGCGGGCGCUGGGGCUGGUGCCGGGGCUCAGGGACCCUGGGAGUGCGGCCCUGGGCUGGAGACUCGGCACCUCUGCCCCUCUUUGCGCUGCAGAGAAUCUCUUUUGUGUCAGUCAUUUCUCUUUGCAGAGACGUUUUUUAAGCAGAUCUUUAGUUCUUUACACACUAACGGAGUCGCCGCGUUUUGUCCUUUGUAAAGAUUUUAAAACCAAGUGUUCUUGAUAUAAAAUAAAAAGCCAGUUAGAA
Hirundo rustica (Barn swallow) is the source of this 3749-nucleotide messenger RNA. RefSeq names its product neuroligin 3 (gene NLGN3). The transcript has 8 exons. Gene Ontology annotation, biological process: neuron cell-cell adhesion; postsynaptic membrane assembly; chemical synaptic transmission. Gene Ontology annotation, molecular function: signaling receptor activity; neurexin family protein binding. NCBI's taxonomy places the organism in Eukaryota, Metazoa, Chordata, Aves, Passeriformes, Hirundinidae. The record is from RefSeq and is a predicted model, not a curated record. Gene Ontology annotation, cellular component: synapse; cell surface; postsynaptic specialization membrane. The coding region runs from base 389 to 2950 and encodes 853 amino acids.